AUGCAACUCAGGAAUGCACCUCGUCAACAAUUGCUAGGUUUCGGUUCGCAUCAGCUGGAGCUGUUGGCGGUUGACAGAAGUCUCCCCCGGGCUGUUUGUCACAUCGUCUCCAGUUGUUCAACUUCUAUCUUCACAGCCAAAACCACCAGUAUGGCAACAGCCCAGUCUGUGUUACUGCUAGCAGUGCAUGUGCUGCUCAUCUCCGAGUUCAUCCUGGCCAAGAGAGACUACUAUGACAUACUGGGGGUGCCCAGAGGUGCAACUGAGCGUCAGAUCAAAAAAGCCUUCCAUAAACUGGCCCUCAAGUACCAUCCAGACCGAAACAAGAGUCCAGAUGCUGAGGCCAAGUUCAGAGAAAUAGCAGAGGCGUAUGAGACGCUAUCGGAUGAUAAGAGGAGGCGAGAGUAUGACCAGUUUGGCCACGAUGCAUCAUCUGGUGGGGGUCAGGGAGGAGGACAGGACGACGGCAACUAUAACUUCAAGCAGCACUACCAGUCCUUCAACUUCGAUGACAUUUUCAAAGACUUUGACCAUUUCGGUCAACGGCACCAGCACCACUUCCACUCCAACGCCCACAACCAGGCCCAUCAGAAGAGACACUUUGACGGCCACUUCCAGGCCCACCGCGAGAACAUGAACAGGCAGAGAAGGGAUUUUCAGCAGGGGGGCUUUGGUGGGGGACUCUUUGACGACAUGUUUGAGGACCUGGAGAAGAUGUUCUCCUUCAACACGCACACCAGGACUGAGUCCAGGUUUCAGGGCUCGGCGAAGCAGCACUGCAGGACGGUGACUCAGCGCCGGGGCAACAUGGUGACCACCUUCACCGACUGCUCCUGA
This is a messenger RNA of Menidia menidia (Atlantic silverside), 837 nucleotides long. NCBI's taxonomy places the organism in Eukaryota, Metazoa, Chordata, Actinopteri, Atheriniformes, Atherinopsidae. The record is from the annotation of a GenBank genome assembly.